UUUCAAACUCUCUUCCUUUUCUGUUUCUCUCUCCACAAACCCACAUCUCUGUUUCUCUAUAUUUGUCCCAAUUCCUUAAAACCUAGCUCCAGAUCUCUCUUCUCAACACCCUUUCCGUUCCGCCAUCACUACCGUGGGUUGAUCCACCACUACUGUUGACCAGCACCUUCGGGGAUAGAUCAAAGAGGGAGAACAUUGUCGACACAAAACACAACAAUUUGCAGUUCGAAGCAGAAGAACCACAAAUCUUUGGGUAUAGCUUUAGUAGAUAGACAUUCUAUACAUAUACAUGCAAAUAUAUGUCUUGUACGAGUAUGUUUGAAUAUACAGCUCCGAUUCCGAUUCAGACCCCUACGGAAGGUCACCCAGCACCCCCACUGAGCUGGCAAUUGCCUUUAGCAUGUGAAGAAUAGUUGCACUCUGGUAAGGUGUGAUACACGCACCUUUGAGAUAAAAAAAUAAAAUAAAAAAAAAUACACGCACCUAACCUCACUCUUCCCUCCUCCGUCCAGAAAUCGAUGGCAUUGCUCUCCACUUCGUUUCUGUCUGUCGCUCUCUUGAUUCCUUCUUUCCUGGUCCGUCCGUCCGCCAUAGCUCUCUUUCCUAACAAAUCUAUGGCCAUAGCUCUCCGGAAAUCAACGAUCAUCGUUUGCCAUAGCCCUCUUCCCCGGUCCGUCUGUCUGUCGGUUUCCUGAAUCUUCGAUCAUUUUCUGAGGUAAUAUUUUCCCCCGUCUUUGUCUCUCUCUCUCUCUCUCUCUCUCUCUCUCUCUCGCCUUUAUACACACAUACAUUCAUCAAUCAAAGAGGCUUAAUAAUCAGUUUUAGUUUGAGAAUACAUUCAGAAAUAGUUUGUUCUAUGUAAAUACAUUCAAUGUGAAUGCAUUCAUCAAUCUCUCUGUAUGUCUGCAAUGCCGAGUGUGAACACAUUAGAGAGACUUAAUCAGUUUCAGUUUGAGAAUACAUUCAGAAAUAAUUUGUUCUGUGUGACUACAUUCAUCAAUCUCUCUGUUAAUGUGUUCUGUGUUCAUACACACAUACAUUCAUCAAUCAGAGAGGGUUAAUCAGUUUCAGUUUGAGAAUACAUUCAGAAAUAGUUUGUUAUGUGUUCUGUCUUCCAGGUCUGUGACUACACAAAUUGUUCUUUGUUCCAAUUUGUUAAUGUAUAGAUUGUCUCUGAUCUGUUCUGUGUUCUCUGAUCUGCUCUAUUGAAAUUAGUCUAUGUUUUUCGUAUCUUUUUUUUAACAAACUUUAGUGUCUUACUUCUAUUUGUGGAACUUCUAAACAUGUCAAAUAUUACUUAUUAGAUGAAGUUGCUGUUUGAAAACUGGGACUUACCCAGUAAACAUUCUAAAAUCAUUCUAUUUCAAUUUCAUUUUUCAAAGUGGAAGAAUGGAGGUUGAUUCAAAUGGUGGUAACGAUCCUGCAGUAAAUAAGGGUGAACAAGUUGAAGAACCUAAAAAGGAUAUGUAUUUUAGCUCAAGGGAGGAAGUGUACACAUUUUAUGGCAAAUAUGCUAAGCAUGUUGGAUUUUUUAUAGCUCAUAGAGCACGACAUUUUGGAGAUGAUGGACAAUUAAAAAACUUUGCAAUUGAAUGUUCUCGAGUGGGGGAGAGGAAAAAAAAAUCAGAAGUGAACCCUUUGAAGCCAUCUUUGUCAACAAAAAUUAGUUGCAAAGCAAAGGUACGAGGUAGUCUACAAAAGGAUGGGAGAUAUAUGUUAACCACAGUCAACCUUGAGCAUAAUCAUGAUUUGAUUCCCACUGACUCAAGUCAUUUUGUAAUGAAUAAGAAAAUUCUUACUUCUGUGAAAAGACGAUUAGAAAUUAAUGAUCAAGCGGGGAUUGAGGUGUCUAGGAACUAUCAUUCAAUGGUUGUUGAAGCGGGGGAUACGAGUCAUUGACAUUUGAUAAGUAAGAUGCAAGAAAUUACAUUGAUAGAGCUAGAAGAUUGAGGCUUGGGGAAGGUGAUACCCAAUCACUUCAAAGUUAUUUUAUGAAGAUGCAAGCACAUAGUGAGAGAUUCUUUUUAUGUGAUUGAUGUUGAUGACGAGUGUCGCAUUUGAAAAUUGUUUAGGGCUGAUGCAAGGAGUCGGGCUACUUAUAAAGCAUUUGGAGAUUUUGUUUCAUUUGACACAACUUAUCUAACGAACAAAUAUGACAUGCCAUUUGCUCCAUUUGUAGGAGUUAAUCACCAUGGACAGUCCAUUUUGCUUGGGUGUGGAUUGUUAUCUAGUGAAGACACUAAUACAUUUGUUUGGCUAUUUAAGUCGUGGUUAAGUUGCAUGUCAAAUCAUUCUCCAAAAGCUAUCAUAACUGAUCAGUGUAGAGCUAUGCAAAAUGCUAUAGAAAUUGUAUUUCCACAAGCUCGACAUCGAUGGUGCUUAUGGCAUAUAAUGAAGAAAAUUCCAAAGAAGUUGAAAGGAUAUGCUGAAUAUGAAUGCAUAAAGUUGGCUACGCAAAAUGUAGUUUAUGACUGUUUGACAAGAGAUGAAUUUGAGAAUCAAUGGGAAGAGAUGCUUACAAAAUUCAAUCUUUAUGAUAAUCACUGGUUGGGGGUACUAUAUGAUGAGCGGUAUCGAUGGGUUCCUGUAUACAUUAAAAACAUAUUCUGGACUGGCAUGUCAACUACACAACAAAGUGAAAGCAUGAAUGCAUUUUUUGAUAAAUAUGUCAACCCGAAGACUACAUUAAAGCAAUUUGUUGAACAAUAUGACAAUGCAUUGAGAAGCAAGGUAGAGAAAGAGAAGAAAUCAAACUUCAAGUCUCAACACAAAUUGUUUGAUUGUCUAACUGUAAAUGGCUUUGAGAAGCAAUUUCAGCAAGCAUAUACCAAUGCAAAAUUCAAAAAAGUUUAAGGAGAGUUGAAGAGAUUAGUUUAUUAUCAAGCGGUGAUUGUGAAAAAGGAGGAAUCAAUUUGUACAUAUAAUGUCCAAGAAGCGAUGGUAGUUUAUGAGAAGAUGAAGCAUGUGGACUUUGUUGUAUAUUUUAAUUUAAUUGAAUGUGAAGUUCAAUGUAUGUGUUGGUUGUUUGAGUUUAGAGAUAUUAUGUGUGCUCACUCACUCACUGUGCUUGUGAAAAGGUGCAUAAAUGAGGUGCCAAACAAAUACAUUCUACCACGCUGGAGAAAAGAUUUGGUUCGAGAGUACACAUCCAUCAAAACCGCAUACAGUGGCUUUGGAGGUGAUUUCAACGCAAGUUGUUAUGAGAGGAUGAAUAAGAAAUCGAUUGGCAUUGUACAACUUGCUAGUAAUUGUGAAGGGAAAAUUAAAAUGAUAAACCUUUGGUUGGAUGAAAUCAAGGAUAGAGUCAUGAAAGAUGAAUCUAAUGAUGGGAGUAAUUUACAAGCUUGUACUACUUUCAUACCAUCUUGUAGAAAAAGUCCAAUUGCCACCGGUUCUACAAUAGUGUCUACUACUAGGAAGGUGAUUAGUCCUUUGGUUCCUCGGCGAAGAGGCCAUCCAAUUAUGAAAUGAAAGGUUGCCAAAGUAGAUCAAAUAGUCAAUCAGUUCAAGGCAAUGGCAAAAAAACAAACAAAAGCAAAGGCUGCUAAGGAGCUUCGAUUUGAAGCUGAAGCUCAAGCUCAAGCUCAAGCUUAUGCGUCAUAUUAUCCUUAUAUGGGUGGAAUGCAAAAUAGUAUGUAUGUACCGGUGGUAAAUGCUAUUGGAGGAACAUCUAUUACCCCAUCAGAGUUUAUAAGAAGCACACCAGGAAGUCUGAUGAGUGCACCAACUCAAAUUUUUGGUUCUGGAUCUCUAACCCCAUCGGGUUCUAAUGCAUGCACACCGGGAAUGAAUGAUGGGCAUUAUAGACAUGUUUGACUUGUUUAUUGAACUUUUACAAUUAGUUUUUGAGAUUAGAACUUAUUAUGUUAAGUCCCACCUUAGAUGUGUAAAAAAUGUUGUGUAUUAAUUACCAAUGAAGUUAUGUUAUUUUUAUUAUUAGUUAUGUAAUGCAGUUCAUUUAUGAAGUUAAU
Molecule: messenger RNA, 3971 nt
Organism: Camellia sinensis
Lineage: Eukaryota; Viridiplantae; Streptophyta; Magnoliopsida; Ericales; Theaceae
Source: RefSeq, a predicted model, not a curated record